Messenger RNA from Dreissena polymorpha, 2776 nucleotides. RefSeq lists its product as uncharacterized. Bases 356 to 2137 code for a protein of 593 amino acids. NCBI's taxonomy places the organism in Eukaryota, Metazoa, Mollusca, Bivalvia, Myida, Dreissenidae. The transcript has 3 exons. The record is from RefSeq and is a predicted model, not a curated record.
GUCUCGUAUUGACCUGCUCGUUAUAAAUGGAAGUAGGGACCUGUAUGAACUUUUGCGCGGCACAAGUAUAGGAAUACUUGCACUCAAAACGACUGACGAUGUUUCUUUAGCCGCUGAUAUUCUUCCCACACUCAGCAAGUUAGAAACACUAAAUAUAUGGGGUACGUUUAAGGAUAGAGGUUGUGUACAGCUUCCUCCCACGUUAAAACUGCUAUACCUUCGUGAAGUAAAAUGUUCAACUGAAUGGUUUGGCAGCUUGUUAAUCAAGCUUGCUUCAUUACACCAUCAGGUUAAAUGUUAUUUGUUUGAUGCUGCCGUGAACAAUAGAUACACAGAAGAUGGACUAGUCGUAAGUAUGUCCGAUGUGCACAGUGAAUUGUUGUCAUGUGACAUGUCUCGUAUUAAACUGAUCGUUGAAAAUGGUAAUAGGGACCUGUAUGAACUUUUGCGCGGCACAAGUAUAGAAAUACUUGAACUCACAACGACUGACGAUGUUUCUUUAGCCGCUGAUAUUCUUCCCACACUCAGCAAGUUAGAAACACUAAAUAUAUGUGGUACGUUUAAGGAUAGAGGUUGUGUACAGUUUCCUCCCAUGUUAAAACGGCUAAACCUGUGUGAAGUAAAAUGUUCAACUGAAUGGUUUGGCAGCUUGUUAAUCAAGCUUGCUUCAUUACACCAUCAGGUUCAAUGUACUUUGUUUGAUACUGCCGUGAACAAUAGAUACGCAGAAGAUGGACUAGACGUAAGUAUGUCAGAUGUGCAAAGUGAAUUGUUUACAUGUGACAUGUCUCGUAUUAAACUGAUCGUUAUAAAUGGAAGUAGGGACCUGUAUGAACUUUUGCGCGGCACAAGUAUAGGAAUACUUGCACUCAAAACGACUGACGAUGUUUCUUUAGCCGCUGAUAUUCUUCCCACACUCAGCAAGUUAGAAACACUACACAUAAGGGGUACGUUUAAGGAUAGAGGUUGUGUACAGCUUCCUCCCACGUUAAAACUGCUAUACCUUCGUGAAGUAAAAUGUUCAACUGAAUGGUUUGGCAGCUUGUUAAUCAAGCUUGCUUCAUUACACCAUCAGGUUAAAUGUUAUUUGUUUGAUGCUGCCGUGAACAAUAGAUACACAGAAGAUGGACUAGUCGUAAGUAUGUCCGAUGUGCACAGUGAAUUGUUGUCAUGUGACAUGUCUCGUAUUAAACUGAUCGUUGAAAAUGGUAAUAGGGACCUGUAUGAACUUUUGCGCGGCACAAGUAUAGAAAUACUUGAACUCACAACGACUGACGAUGUUUCUUUAGCCGCUGAUAUUCUUCCCACACUCAGCAAGUUAGAAACACUAAAUAUAUGUGGUACGUUUAAGGAUAGAGGUUGUGUACAGUUUCCUCCCAUGUUAAAACGGCUAAACCUUUGUGAAGUAAAAUGUUCAACUGAAUGGUUUGGCAGCUUGUUAAUCAAGCUUGCUUCAUUACACCAUCAGGUUCGAUGUUAUUUGCUUGAUGCUGACGUGAACAAUAGAUACACAGAGGAUGGACUAGUCGUAAGUAUGUCCGAUGUGCACAGUGAAUUGUUGUCAUGUGACAUGUCUCGUAUUGACCUGCUCGUUAGAAAUGGAAGUAGGGACCUGUAUGAACUUUUGCGCGGCACAAGUAUAGGAAUACUUUCAUUCGAAACGACUGACGAUGUUUCUUUAGCCGCUGAUAUUCUUCCCACACUCAGCAAGUUAGAAACACUACAUAUAAGGUGGACGUUUAAGGAUAGAGGUUGUGUACAGCUUCCUCCCACGUUAAAACGGCUAACCCUUUCUAAAGUAAAAUGUUCAACUGAAUGGUUUGGCAGCUUGUUAAUCAAGCUUGCUUCAUUACAGCAUCGGGUUCAAUGUUUUUUGUUUGAUGCUGUCGUGAACAAUAGAUACGCAGAAGAUGGACUAGACGUAAGUAUGUCAGAUGUGCAAAGUGAAUUGUUUACAUGUGACAUGUCUCGUAUUUACCUGUUCGUUGAAAAUGGUAAUACGGACCUGUAUGGACUUUUGCGCGGUACAAGUAUAGGAAACAUAACAAUCAACACAACAGACGAUAUUGCAUUAGCUGCUGAUGUUCUCCCCACUCAAACUAAGUUAGAGUCAAAGGGCUGCUGCGCUAUUGUGUAAAAAGGGAGCAUUGUAGCACCUGUUAAAAAUCAGAGUGCGACCACAGUGUUUUGAAGUAGUACAAUAUGUAUAGUGAAACAAAACGCACGUUGGUUUUGCCUAGUACAUCCUAAUUGCGUGAGUUGAAUUACGCAUCAUUAUCAUAAUCGUCACAUUAAUCAUCAUCGAUGUUGCCAUAAUUCAACAUUGCUAUCAUCACCAUCAGUAAAAUCCCAUCAUCUUCCUUGUAAUAAAUAUCAAGUUUACCAACCUAAUAUAUUUACCGUCAUCAUCAUCACUGUCAUAAUACAUAUCGGCACCAUAUUAUCACUAUUGCAAUCAUCUGUCAAUACCUAUUCGUUUUAAUAUGGACUUACCAGCAAUACACGUGUCAUGUACCUUAACUAUUGCUUUAAAAUGUGGUUGAGAGCUAACUGCGUUCCAAAAAUAACGUACUUUUGAGUUAAACCAGAGCGGGUAAUCACGUGAUUAUCAAGAUGGCGACGUCCAUUCCGAGGCCUGUAUAUUUCGCCGUUUUAUACCCUUUAAUAACUUUGUAUUAUUUUUUAAAUUCCGACCAGUUUCCAGCUAUAUUAGCAAGACAGUUACUGGCGUUUAUUUCAUAGUAAUAUUCGCUCUAUAUCUUGAAUUUACUCGGUG